AUGUCAAAGAAGUUCGACAAGCUUUUGGAGGCAGCCACUGACAGCACAAAUUUGGAACCCAACUGGGAUGGAAUAAUCGCAUGUUUUGACUCCAUACGUUCAGGGGAAGUGCCCGCUAAAGCUGCUAUGCAGUCAAUACGGAAGAGAAUCCAACAUGAUAAUCCCCAUGUUGCAAUGCAUGCUCUUCUUGUGCUCGACGCAUGCGUGAAGAAUUGUGGUCACAAGAUACAUGCUGAAGUUGCUACUAGAGAAUUCAUGGAGGAGUUCAAAAAUCUGGGAAUAGGAAGCCAGUAUGAAGAUGUGAAAACCAAGGUGUUGGAAAUGCUGCAGUGUUGGGCAAUGGCAUUUGCUAACAAACCAGAGUACAAAAUUGUC
This is a messenger RNA of Strongylus vulgaris, 375 nucleotides long. NCBI's taxonomy places the organism in Eukaryota, Metazoa, Nematoda, Chromadorea, Rhabditida, Strongylidae. The record is from the annotation of a GenBank genome assembly.